ACACUUUGCCGUGUGUCCCUUGCGUGAAUCCGAUCGAUGCUCUCCGGCAAUGACCUAUCCCAGGGGAAACAUCAUCUACGGAGUGCCGGAAACCUACGGAACAUAAGGACUUAGGAGUCGCGUACAAAUCCUUCUAGACGUCAUGUCUGAGCUCACAGCUCGACGAGUCCUCUUUGGGAUGCGACGAUCGAACUUCUUCACGUUAGCGCUCCUCGGAGGACUCAUGUGUUACUUGUGUUUCGGAGCACUUGUCUUCACCUACCUGGAACACAAUCAUGAGCAAGAACUCCGUAGAAGAUAUAGGAACUUCCGCGAGAAUUUUCUCGAACUGCACCACUCCAACCUGAGCGAUCCUGAUUUGGAAGAUUUCUUAGAACAAGCGAUAUUGCUCCACAGAAACCGCAUCGACCCUGCGAGGAAUGCAAGCGGUCAAUUGUUAUGGACUUUCUCGAAUGCGCUACUGUUCUGCACUACUCUCGUGACAACGGUCGGCUACGGAAGCAUCGCAGCCUUGACGACGCCUGGGAGAGCUUUUUCGGUGAUCUACGCCAUGCUGGGGAUACCUCUGACAUUAUUGCUCAUGGGAGCUCUCGUUGAAAGAUUGCUUCAACCGUGCAACUUCCUAAUGGAGUAUUUCGGGAAGCGGGGCCGUACUUCGACCCUUGAGCUGAAAAUCGUCAACCUGUUGCUUAUCGGAAGUCUUUUCUUUACCUUUUUCUUAAUGUUACCGUCUGUGAUUUUUUCCUGUCUCGAGCCAAACUGGAACUUGAUGGACGCCAUGUACUACUGUUUCAUUUCAUUGACCACUAUCGGUCUGGGCGACCUUGUUCCAUACGGCGACACGGGCUUGGGCUUCAAUGAUCGCGAAUGGUACAUCGUAUCUAUAUCAAUGUAUUUGCUCAGCGGUUUUUGCUUCGCUCUAUUGUUGCUGGCAGUGUUCUACGAUGUUCCUCAACUGAAUCUUGGGGGCUAUUUCAUGUUGUCAAGCGACGUUACCUCGAUCGACGAAGAAGCUACCGAGAGCGUGACCAUAUAUAUCUCGGCGGUGGAAAAGGAACGUUUGUACGAGAGCAUGUACAAGACGAGAGCUCGUAAGUUCACUAUGUGAGAGAUCAGGAAUUCGGAAAACACAGGCCGAAGGGAAUCUCGUCAAACACGCCUUGCUCCGUGGAAGAUGCAACUGUUGAAAGGUCGUUUUGUGUCUCUUUUGGUGUGGGAAUAUCGCGCGGUCUUCCUGGAGACGUCGUCUAAAUUCCUCACGGACUCGCCGAGUACAACCGUUCCGAGUGCAAAUCUGGGAAGAGGAAUACUGAGGACACUUUGUGAUAAUGUGAAGCUGAAGUCGGCCUACCAAUAAAGCGGAGUUCA
This is a messenger RNA of Galendromus occidentalis (western predatory mite), 1368 nucleotides long. RefSeq names its product potassium channel subfamily K member 1. The record is from RefSeq and is a predicted model, not a curated record. Gene Ontology annotation, cellular component: plasma membrane. Gene Ontology annotation, molecular function: outward rectifier potassium channel activity; potassium ion leak channel activity. The transcript has a single exon. Gene Ontology annotation, biological process: stabilization of membrane potential; potassium ion transmembrane transport. Lineage: Eukaryota; Metazoa; Arthropoda; Arachnida; Mesostigmata; Phytoseiidae. The coding region runs from base 143 to 1108 and encodes 321 amino acids.